AUGGCGACGCAGCAGCAACAGCAAUACCGCAAUUCAUACUACGGUUCGGCAAACUACGACCAGCCGCGCCGCAACCAGCGGACGAGAUCUAGCGACGGCACCGUGAGCACCACGAUGAGCUCCGCCUCGGGCCGCGAGUCAGCCGCGACGCACGUCACAGAGCCGCCCACCUACUCCAAGAAGAUUGUCGUCGUCGGCGACGGCGGCUGUGGCAAGACGUGUCUGCUCAUCAGCUACAGCCAGGGCUACUUUCCAGAGAAAUACGUCCCGACUGUCUUCGAAAACUACAUCACCUACCCCGUCCAUCCGCCUUCUGGCAAGACCGUAGAGCUGGCUCUGUGGGACACUGCUGGACAAGAGGAAUACGACCGCCUUCGCCCGCUUUCUUACCCAGAGACUGACUUGAUUUUCGUCUGCUUCGCCAUUGACUGUCCCAACUCGCUGGACAAUGUGCUCGACAAGUGGUACCCCGAAGUUCUCCACUUUUGCCCCUACACGCCGCUCAUCCUCGUCGGCCUCAAAUCGGACCUGCGUUACAAGCGAACGUGCAUCGACAUGCUCAAGACGCAGGGCCUGACGCCCGUCACCGCGGAGCAAGGGCGCGCCGUCGCCCAGAAGAUGGACGCCCAGUACAUGGAGUGCAGCAGCAAGGAGAUGCUCGGCGUCGACGAGAUCUUUGAGCGCGCCAUCCUCACCAUUGUCGCCAACGACCGCAGAAACGUCGAGUCGGCCGCCGCCGCCGCCCAGGCUGCCAACGCCGAGGGUAAACCCCUGCCGCCCCUCAAGGCCAAGAAGAAGAAGAGAAAGUGCCAGUUUCUCUAG
Molecule: messenger RNA, 822 nt
Organism: Akanthomyces muscarius
Lineage: Eukaryota; Fungi; Ascomycota; Sordariomycetes; Hypocreales; Cordycipitaceae
Exons: 3
Coding region: 1-822 (273 amino acids)
Biological process (GO): small GTPase-mediated signal transduction
Molecular function (GO): GTPase activity; GTP binding
Source: RefSeq, a predicted model, not a curated record